UCUCUCGACAAGCAGCAGACCUAAACGCACAAAUCAUCAUGUCUGGAAGAGGUAAAGGAGGAAAAACUAAGGGCAAGUCAAAGACCCGUUCAUCCCGUGCUGGGCUCCAGUUCCCAGUUGGUCGUAUCCACCGACUUCUCCGCAAAGGAAACUACGCCGAGCGUGUUGGUGCCGGAGCUCCCGUCUACUUAGCCGCUGUCAUGGAAUACUUGGCCGCUGAAGUUCUCGAGUUGGCUGGUAACGCCGCUCGUGACAACAAGAAGACCAGGAUCAUCCCACGUCACUUGCAACUUGCUAUCCGUAACGAUGAAGAAUUAAACAAGCUUCUCUCUGGUGUCACCAUCGCCCAAGGAGGUGUCCUGCCCAACAUCCAAGCUGUACUUCUGCCCAAGAAGACCGAGAAGAAAGCUUAAGUUCACUUUCUCCAUUCGUCUCUUCACUUUAAAACGGCCCUUUUCAGGGCCACCAAAU
Molecule: messenger RNA, 471 nt
Organism: Bemisia tabaci
Lineage: Eukaryota; Metazoa; Arthropoda; Insecta; Hemiptera; Aleyrodidae
Product: histone H2A
Cellular component (GO): nucleosome
Molecular function (GO): DNA binding; protein heterodimerization activity; structural constituent of chromatin
Source: RefSeq, a predicted model, not a curated record